AUCUUCAAUAGUUGUACGCUUUAUCCAAUAGAAAAGUUAGAAGGGUAGCAACGAAUCCCACUGAUUUGCAUUUAGCAAAUUUGAUUUGCAUUUAGCAAUCAUGUUAAAUAUUUUCUCACUUCUCAGCUUAUUUGCUCUACAAAAUAUACACACCCCAAAACCCUAGAAAAUUUCAAUUCAAUCCAAUUCAUCAAUCACAAUGAGGAAAGGGAAAUCCGAAGGCAUCGAGCUUCUCUCUAUGUACGCUGACGACGACGAAGACGACGUCGAUGAACCACAUCACCAACCUCACCUCAAUGACGCCGUUUCGCCCCUACAGAACGACGCUCAAACUGUUAAAGAUCAAGGCUUCAAUCAUGAAUCAUCGACCGGUAGCGAAAAUGUCGGAGCUCGAGAGGGAGCUCCUCCGAAUUUAUCGGAGAAUUUGACUCCGGUUGGUGUAACGACGACACCGCGAGGAGUUGAGGUGGAGAUUAGUAGAAAGGAGAGGUUGACGAUUGUCGAUUACGGUCACGAUGAGGCUGCAUUGUCGCCUGAAGCUGAGGAAGGAGAGAUGGAAGGAACUGGUCGUGUUAUGUUCGGAGCUGACCUUCACAUGUUAAAUGGUGAGUAUUCAGAGCAAGUAACACUAGGAACUGUGCGGGGCUUGACUCCAAGUACUCACGCAACUCCUCAAUCAUCUGGACAACAUGAUGAUUCGCAGCCUGAGGCGAUGGAUUACACUGCAACUGCAUUAGUGGAUGUUCCGGAAAAUGUUGAAAUUUGUCCUAAAGAGCCUGAAGAUGCUGCUUUGGAUGCAUUCCUUCCACCACUACCGAAGGCCAAAUGCUCUGACGAACUGCAAGAAAAAAUUGUGAAAUUCCUUACACUGAGGAAGACAACUGGAAGAAGCUAUAAUGCGGAAGUUCGUAACAGAAAGGAAUAUCGUAAUCCUGAUUUCUUGCUGCAUGCAGUGACAUAUCAAGAUAUUGAUCAGAUAGGAACAUGCUUCAGUAAAGAUGUAUUCGAUCCUCAUGGAUAUGACAAAAGUGACUUCUAUGAUGAAAUAGAGGCUGAUAUGAAGCGUGAGAUGGAGAGGAAAGAGCAAGAGAAAAAGAAGAGUCAGAAAAUUGAAUAUAUUUCUGGAGGAACACAAGGCGGAACACUUCCGACACCAAAAGUUAACUUGCCUGUUCCAGGUGUAUCAUCUGGGUCAGGAGGUGGGUUGCUUUCAGUUCCUGCUGCAGUUGAUUCUGUAGUGCGGGAGGGUAGGCCUAACAAGAAGUCAAAGUGGGACAAGGUUGAUGGUGAUAGAAGGAAUCCUUUGCCAACUGGAGGGGCGGAUCCUCUGUCUGCAACACUUCUAUCUGCUGCUAAUGCUGGUACCGGAUAUUCUGCAUUUGCGCAACAAAGACGGCGUGAGGCAGAGGUGAGAAAGUCCGGCGACAGGAAAUUAGAGAGGAGAACUUGAUAAAAUUGCUUGGUAGAAAGUUAUGCCUCAGGGCCUCUUUUACAGACACAGAAAACAUUAGAGCGUUCAUUGUUCAUGGCAUGGCCAUCGUUGAGGAUUGUCAAGGUCUUGGGUUCAUCUGGCUUCUCAAUUGCAGCAAUACUUGUUUCAAGUCUAAAAAUUCUUGAUAAAAUGUAAAGUAGACAUCUUGGUUCUGUUGGCACAGCCUCACCAAAUGUAACGAUCUAUCAUACUUUUACAGGGGCGAAACAAAAAGGUAGCAUAUUUAAAAGCUCUAUCCGGGGUCCAUUGGCAAGAGUUUACAAACCCUUUUACAUCUUUGCCAAGUGCAAAAAAAAUCAAAAUUAUCAUAUUUCCUUUU
Molecule: messenger RNA, 1811 nt
Organism: Daucus carota subsp. sativus
Lineage: Eukaryota; Viridiplantae; Streptophyta; Magnoliopsida; Apiales; Apiaceae
Exons: 8
Coding region: 200-1450 (416 amino acids)
Biological process (GO): regulation of DNA-templated transcription
Cellular component (GO): nucleus
Source: RefSeq, a predicted model, not a curated record